AUGCAUCAGGGCAGCAGGGCGCAAACCUGCCUGGAGUGCCCGCCCAAAAUCAGCGACCUAAGUGUACAAGAAGUGUGCGAUCUUAUCGGCCGGAUAAGCGACAUUUCUGCAGAGCACGCAAGCCAGUACCAAGCGCGUGUGUUGGAGCAUAACAUUAAUGGUCUCGUAUUGUCGGUUUGUCAACUUGACCAACUUCGUAGAGAGCUUGACAUGACCUUUGGUGAUUGGCAGCUUUUCAGCACUUUAGUCUCUCACCUCAGGCGCACAGAGGCCAUUUCAUGUGGUGACAAAGGUAUUGAUAUGUUAGGCGAUAGUGGCAUCUGUUUGGUUCCGGGACAACUAUCCUUUAGCACACUUGACCAAUACACAUCUCAGGACAAGGUGAUGCAUGAAUCAGGCAAUCAGAACUCGAAUCUGCCUACGCCUGGGGAAAUUUCGAGACCUGUGGCCAGCAUUUUGCAUACUGAUGCUUUGGGGGAUCCGGCACUGCAAGCCAGAUACCACUGUCAGUCGGCUGGGCCGGAAUUAAAGACGCCCGGAGACGGGUGGUUGACCUCGCCAAUGAUGACGGUGAACAGUUCAUCAGGCAUGUCUACCGGUGUGGAAGGUGACUCGGGUCGGCCUACUGAUACUGCCCUAUUACAUCAAAUCACGCCACCGAGUGCAAGGAAGGCCGCCUCUCCGACAAGUCCGCAGGAGACUGGAAUGGACGCAACACCCAUGGGAGCCGGAAGUCCUAGUCUUGAAGAGCCAGAGUCGCUGUGGCGACGAAUGGCCAGGCCGGAACCACUCGCUGAAGCCAAAACGUAUCAGCAGACGGAAGAAUCAGAGCCGACUGGUGGAGAGGCGAAACAGACGAGUCAACCGCCAUCCCUUCAGUCGGCCCACCGAAGUGAGUCGCGUCGACAGAAAUCCUCCACCGAUCGACAUGUCGCCCGGGGUUCCGGUACCGGUCGGACGGGCCGCUGCUAUACCAGUCUGUCGACAACGGAUCUUCGCAGCGUAACGGCCUUAGCCGCCGCGGCCUACUACAACCAGUUGAUGGCCUCCACUCCGCAUCACUACAAGGCCCCACCAACCAGACUGCCUUGUCUUGCCGGCUUUCUGGCGCCCUCCGCCUACAUCGGGCAGCCACUGGGCAGAUUCUCCCGGCAACAGGCCUAUCCCACGACACCACAUCAUCGCGCCCAAACAAGACAGCAACAACACCAAAUGCGGCAUCAUUCGGUCUCAGGCAACGAGAAGCGUCGUGCAGGCUCAACAAAGACCAAACUUGCCGGAUCUAGCCCGCAUCGCGCCGACCAUCCAGCCACUCCGGGAGGUAGGACGACCCGAGCGGGCAGAUCGACGGCUUCGGAUGCCACACUUUGGCGCUCCUUCUCACAGAGUCAAGAAAAAAUGUUGUCAACCCGUCUGAGACCUCACGCAAGCGCGAGGUCUGCGAUACUGGCAGCUGCAGCAGCCGCUGCCGCCUGUCAUCCCUGUCAUCAUUCGUUACAUCCAGCGCCAAAUUUCUAUCCCCUCCUCUACGCCCCACCGCAGUUAGCCCCUCCGCCGCCUCCGCCUCCCCCAGAGGGGCCAGCUUCGCCAGGGCAACAUCUGCCUUUUACAUCCUGGUUGACGACCAGUAGAAGUCAAGGUCUCGGCGACCUGGAACCGGUUGAAAGGGAACAGAACAGCCUUAAUGAUGGAAGCCUGACGAGCGAAGAUGGCCAGGUACAGAACAGCCCAAGAAACAAACAAGGUGGAACAGUGAAGAAGGCGGUGAGAAGGACAAGAAAGCGCGGAAAAAUGGAAGAAUUCAACCGAAAGUCAAGCUCUGGUAGCACAGUUCUUGAGCAUAGGCAGGCAAUGAGAGGAAAAAAGGAUGAAAAUGAGUCAAUAAGAAGGCAUGCAAACGAAGAAGAUGAGGACGCGGAAGAGGUCGUCGAGGAGGAGACAGAUGAGCUCUAUGAAAACGAGAUGCCAGUUGAGAAUGCAAGUAAUGAACACUCUGGAAAUGAAACUGGCAGGUCACAGGACGAGGAGGAAGAUGAAGAUGACGAACAAGAGGAGGGCGAAGAGGCUGAGGAUGAAGACCUCGGACUUUUGGGAGAGGACGAGAACGAAGAAGAGAGAAGUGAGAUUAGCGAACAAGUUGACAUGAGAGAUGAAGAAGAUGAGGAACAAGAACAAGAUGAAGGAGAGGAAAUUGUUGAUGAAGAAAGUGAAAAUAAUGAUGAAGACGAUGAAAUCGACGACGAUGAGGAUGAGGAAGAAGAGGAAGAGGAUAUUGAUCAUAUGAAUGACGAAUUUACACCAGGUACCGAAACAGACGAAAAUAAUCGGUUCCCUGUGCGACAAAAGCAGAUGCAACUACAAGAAGCAAAUAUACCUAACUCCAAUGAAGUGGGAUGUUUUUAUUCGGCCCUUCGACGAUCCAAUAGUCCCGUGCUCAAUGGGGAUGCCAGCCAGAUGGCUGGUUUGGCGGUGAACAUGACUGACUUAAAGUUGAGCCCGGGAAGAAUAGCAAAGUGCAGCUUUGAGGCAAGUGUAGAGACAAAUCAGAUGAUGCCUAGUCGGUCUCUUGGCAGGCCAGGCAGUCUAAAGUCAGCAAGUGAAAUUUCACAAGAACCCCACUCCGGUCUAACCAGCCUUGGCCUUCCGAAUACUGGCCAGACAGAGGGAGCGAGUUUAAUAGAUGCG
Protopolystoma xenopodis is the source of this 2685-nucleotide messenger RNA. The record is from the annotation of a GenBank genome assembly. Lineage: Eukaryota; Metazoa; Platyhelminthes; Monogenea; Polystomatidea; Polystomatidae.